AAAAAAUAAAAAAGGGAAAAAUACAAACCCUGGACUCGAGACUCUUUUUUCCCUCCUUCUUUCUCCGUUUUUCCCCUUUACCAAUCUCUUAGAAACCGCAAAAACCAAACAAAAACAAACGAUACCCAAAUCACAACGGCCUUUGCCAGUUUGCCUCAGCAGCAGCCAGUCCAGUACCGCUUUGUUGUUUUCUAGCGUUAAAUCCCCUUCUUUUCCCUCCACCAGAAGCCAAUCUACAGAACUCCGAUUACAUGAUGCUUGGAUUUUUUUCAGAUUGGAAUUCUCCCCAACCUUCGAGUUAUUAUUUUUAAUUUAAUUUCAUAUUUUUCCCGCACAAACCCCAGUUAUCGCUUUACUCCGUCGUUAUUUACCUUGGUGGCUGUGAUUAUUCGCUCAAUUAUUCGAUUUUAUAGAAAACCCAGGAUUUUCUUUCUUGUUUCUCAUCUGGGUCGACUUUGGAAUUUGGAAUUAGUUUUUCUCCGUAAUUUUUUUUUUUUUGGGUGGAUUUUUGCGUAGGUUUGGUCUUAGGACUUUUUGACGUUUUUUUUUUUCUUCUUUUUGGUUCUCGAAAUCUGUUUGCUGGGUUCUUACUCGGGUUUCCCUCUGAUUAUAGCGAAUUCAUUUAUUUUGGGCUUGCUUUGCACUAUUGAUACGUGCUAUUGUGUUUGGACCUAGAAUUUCCUUUCCUGAUUUAGAUACAGAAUUCUUUUAUGGUUUGUGAAUGGCGAUGGUGAAUACUCAGGAGGAUGGGGAGAGAAACCCAUCAACAGUUUCUAGAGGUGGGAAUGGAGGAGGAGGUGGGGCGACCAGGUCAUGGGGAACAACAGUUUCUGGUCAAUCUGUGUCAACUAGUGGCAGCAUUGGGUCUCCCUCCAGCCGGAGUGAGGCAGCAAUGCCAACUCCAGCGAGCGAGAGUACUUUCAUUCGGUUAAACAAUCUUGAUAUCCAGGGUGAUGAGGCUGAGGCAGAGGCUGAGGUUGAGGCUGAGGCUGGAUCUCAGGGGGCUGCUGGUAACAAGAAGAAGAAGAGAGGUCAACGUGCAGUUCCUGGGGACAAGACUGGUAGAGGGCUUCGACAGUUUAGCAUGAAAGUUUGCGAGAAAGUAGAAAGCAAAGGGAGGACAACUUACAAUGAGGUUGCCGAUGAACUUGUAGCUGAGUUUGCAGAUCCUGGCAAUGGUGUUGCUACUCCAGAUCAGCAACAAUAUGAUGAGAAAAACAUUCGGCGUAGAGUUUAUGAUGCUCUGAAUGUUCUUAUGGCAAUGGACAUAAUUUCGAAAGAUAAGAAGGAAAUACAGUGGAAGGGUCUUCCACGUACAAGCUUGAAUGAUAUAGAAGAGUUGAAGAAUGAGCGACUUGGGCUAAGGAGUAGGAUUGAUAAAAAAGCAGCUUACUUGGAAGAACUGGAAGAGCAAUACAUAGGUCUUCAGAACCUCAUACAGAGGAAUGAACGUUUGUAUGGAUCAGGAAAUGCUCCCAGUGGUGGUGUAGCUCUACCUUUUAUUUUAGUGCAGACUCGUCCACAUGCCACGGUCGAGGUGGAAAUAUCAGAAGACAUGCAGCUGGUGCACUUUGAUUUCAACAGUACUCCGUUUGAGCUACAUGAUGAUAAUUAUGUACUGAAGGCAAUGAAAUUUUGCGAGAGGCCACAGGCUGACAUUGUGGCACAAAAUGUUUCAUCAGAUGGAGGUGAAAGUUCCAUCGCCAAUAUGUUCCAACCUCAGCUCCCACUCCCCCAACCACCCGUGCAGAUGCCUGUGCCUGUGGCUGUGCCUGCGCCUGUGCCUAUGCCUAUGCCUAACGUUUCAUCUAGGCCCCCGCCCAGUUCGCCUCCCCGCCCAGGAAUAAUCAAAGCACGCGUCAAACACGAGCAUUAGUUGGCGAAACUUUGAGCUUUCUCGUGUCUCUUGCCGUCUGUAUAGUUUAGCACAUAUAGCCAGAUGCGGGUUGGUUUUCUGUGACCUACAUACGUCCUUGUAGCGUCUUUGGCUCCACAAAGGAAGAGAAUGUAGAGGUUGGUGUUGUUUAAGAUUAUGGUAAAUGGUAAUUAUCAGGUUCAGGCUCUGCCUCUGGGAUCAGUUAUAGGCAUUUGGCACAGAUCAGUAGCAUCGUAGAAUCGAUAUGGUAGUAAAACAUUUAUCUCAAAAUGUGGAUCGUUGUAGCUGACUUUCGUAGUAGUGAAUACGAUUUAUUGAAUUUAUUUGGAAAUAUUGGGAAGUCCGUUCUUGCAUUGUCUUCGACAUUUCAUAAGGUUGAUGAUUGGUGAAUCAUUUUGUCGGCGGUGUAUAACAUAUUUUGCCACUUUGAUGUGUAUCAUUCGUAGCUAAAUUUUUAUAAAUAUGGUA
Molecule: messenger RNA, 2344 nt
Organism: Oldenlandia corymbosa var. corymbosa
Lineage: Eukaryota; Viridiplantae; Streptophyta; Magnoliopsida; Gentianales; Rubiaceae
Source: the annotation of a GenBank genome assembly